AUGGCUCUCAAUAAUUGUUCCAUCUGGGGCUGUGCCAAAGCUUCUCAAUCGGGCUUUGCAACCUUUCAGCCUGGAAGUUGUGGACAGAUUGUGAAUUUUAAACAUGAUCUUGAGAAAUGCAGCAAGUGGAAAUGUUGCUCGAGUGUUUGGGGUCCAAGACCUUUGACUCCAGUUCGAGAUGAGAACCCUGUUGUGAAUGGGGUUGAAUCAUCUUUCGUAUAUGAUGACAAGGUCCAGGUUCAGAUAACCGAGUUAGAUGAUAGGUUUCAGAGGGAUGUUAACCUGCUUCCAAAGCCAUUAACAGCUAAUGAUUUUUCUUCUUCAAGUGAUGAUGGAACAAAGUUGCGCGUUGCUUAUAAGGGUCUUCCAGGAGCAUAUACUGAGGAUGCAGCUUUGAAAGCAUAUCCAAAAUGUGAGACAGUGCCAUGUGAUGAUUUUGAGACUUCAUUCGAGGCUGUUGAAUCUGGAUUAGUGGAUAAAGCUGUUCUACCCAUCGAAAGUUCUGUCGCUGGAAGCAUCCACGGUAAUUAUGAUUUACUUAUUCAACACAAGCUACACAUUAUUGGGGAGGUGCAAUUGCUAAUUAAUCACUGCCUCUUGGGAUUGACUGGUGUGACAAAAGAAGAGCUAAAAUAUGUACUCAGUCAUCCUCAGGCACUGGUUCAAUGUGAGAUGAUGCUGAGGCAUUUAGGUGUUAGCAACAUUGGUGUAGAUGAUACUGCUGCAGCUGCUAAGGCUGUGGCCUUAGACGGAAGAAGGGAAAUUGGAGCUAUUGCAAGUUCAAGGGCAGCAAAAUUAUAUGGCCUUCACAUUCUAGCUGAAGGAAUUCAGGAUGAAGAUGUCAAUAUUACUCGGUUUUUGAUGCUUGCAAGGGACCCUAUACUUCCAGGAACUAACGGUCCAUAUAAGACCAGCAUUGUUUUCAGUUUGCAAGAAGGUCCUGAUGUACUAUUGAAAGCCCUGGGAGUGUUUGCCCUGAGGAACAUUAAUUUGUCAAAGAUAGAGAGUCGCCCACUGAACCAGUGUCCAUUAAGGUUGGUUGAUGAUUCAAAUUAUGGAAGUGCCAAGUACUUUGACAACCUUUUCUACAUUGAUUUUGAAGCUUCUAUGGGAAAUCCAAGUGCACAACAUGCUUUAGAAAGUUUGAAGAUCUUGAUGGCUCUCAAGGAUUGUUGCAUCUGGGGUUGUGUCAAAGCUCCUCAAUUGGGCUUUGCAACCUUUCAGGCUGCUAGUUCUAGGCUGAGUGUGACUUUAGAACAAGGACCUCAGAAAUGCUGCAAAUGGGAAUGUUGUUGUUUGCGUGUUUCGGCUCCCAAAGCUUUGACUCCAAUUGAAGAUGAGAAGCCUGUUGUCACUGGUGUUGAGUCUUCUGGGGAUGCUGACAGGAUCAAGGUUCAGCCAAGUGUGUUGGAGGGGUUUCACAGGGAUGUUAACCUGCUUCCAAAGCAAUUAAGUGCUAAUGAUUUUUCUUCAAGAGAUGGGUCAAACAUGCGCGUUGCUUAUAAGGGCUUUCCAGGAGCAUAUUCUGAGGAUGCAGCUUUGAAAGCAUAUCCAAAAUGUAUGACAGUUCCAUGUGUUGACUUUGAGACAACAUUCAAGUCUGUUGAAUCAUGGUUAGUGGAUAAAGCUGUUCUACCAAUCGAAAGUUCUGUUGGUGGAAGCAUCCACCGUAAUUAUGACUUAUUUCUCCACCACCAGUUACACAUUGUUGGGGAGGUUCAUUUGCUAAUUAAUCACUGCCUCUUGGGUUUGAAGGGUGUGACAACAGAGGAGCUCAAAUGUGUAAUGAGUCAUCCGCAGACUCUUGUUCAAUGUGAGAUGAUGCUGAGUCAUUUAGGUGUUAGCAAUAUUGGUGUAGAUGAUACUGCUGCAGCUGCUAAG
Molecule: messenger RNA, 1881 nt
Organism: Sphenostylis stenocarpa
Lineage: Eukaryota; Viridiplantae; Streptophyta; Magnoliopsida; Fabales; Fabaceae
Source: the annotation of a GenBank genome assembly